Larimichthys crocea (large yellow croaker) is the source of this 1833-nucleotide messenger RNA. RefSeq names its product lactoylglutathione lyase. NCBI's taxonomy places the organism in Eukaryota, Metazoa, Chordata, Actinopteri, Sciaenidae. The transcript has 6 exons. Gene Ontology annotation, molecular function: metal ion binding; lactoylglutathione lyase activity. Bases 72 to 620 code for a protein of 182 amino acids. The record is from RefSeq and is a predicted model, not a curated record.
CAGCACUUGAACUCAGCACAGAGGAGGCGUGCAGGAGCCUGGAGGUUCCUCCAGACAGUCUGAUCCGAGUCAUGGAGAGCCGAGGAGGACUGACGGACGAGGAGGUGUCUGCUGCCUGUAAAGAAGGAGACGCCAUCACGAUGGACUACAUGAUGCAGCAGACGAUGCUGAGGGUCAAAGAUCCGGCGAGGUCUCUGGACUUCUACACUCGGAUCCUGGGCAUGACCUUGCUCCAGAAAAUCGACUUCCCCUCGAUGCGCUUCACCCUCUACUUCCUGGGUUACGAGGAAAAGUCGGAAAUCCCGGGCGACAUCAAAGAGAGGACGGCGUGGACCUUCUCUCGCCGAGCCACCAUCGAGCUCACGCAUAACUGGGGCUCAGAGUCCGAUGAACGUCUGUCGUACCACAACGGGAACAACGAGCCGCGAGGAUUCGGUCACAUUGGCAUCGCCGUUCCUGAUGUUUACGCCGCCUGCAAAUUAUUCGAAGAGCAAAAAGUGACGUUUGUCAAGAAACCAGACUCAGGUAAGAUGAAGGACCUGGCCUUCGUUCAGGAUCCUGACGGAUACUGGAUCGAGAUUUUAAGUCCCAACAACAUGGUGUCCUUAAUGUCGCCGUGAAGCAGAGACGCUGCAGAUGAACAGAAUAAUAAUAAUGAUACAGAAAUAAAGUUUAUUAUGAUGCUGGAUGAAUGUUUACAUGACAAACCUCCCACAUAAACAAUUCAAUCAGCUCCUGCUCGACUUCUUCUUCUUCUUCUGUCGUUUAAAUUACAUUUUUUGAGUUUCACAUUAGAGAAGUUUGAUGGAAACGACAAAAAAUUUAUUAAUAUUGUAUUUUUACAGUAAAUUACUGUCUAAUAAUUACAGUAAAUUCACAGUAAUUAGUUUACAGUAAUGUACUGUGUUUCUACAGUAUUACUGUAAAAUACAGUAUUUCAAUGUUAAAUUGUAAAUUUACAACGAUAGAAAAACACAGUACUGUCGUGUGUUUUCACAGUAAGCACAGAAUUACGGUUAAUCUUAAUUUUUUUUAAAUAAAACAUAAAACACAUGUGUAAAAUGUCCCCAUGUGAUGUCAGGUGAUAAAUCUGUUAGUUAGUUUUCACCUUUUGUGUGAUGAUAUAUUUUUAUUUCACACAAAUAAAAAUAUUGAUUACAGUGUGUUAAUCAGUGUAAAGACGCGUCGAGCAUGAAGUGUUCUUUGUGUUUUUGUGGUUUACUGUUGUUGUUUGGCCUUUGACCUCGUCUUUGUCCUCACACGGUGUCCGUCCUCUGCAUUGUCUGCCUGUCUCUGUGUGUCUCUACGUAAAGCGCUGACCCGGCUCAUGUCACCCUUUUUUCCCGCUGCUCACUUCAAAGCGGCGUCCCAGCGUGAGAACCGUGUCGGCUGACCGGUGGCGGAUUUACGGCCCGCGGAGCUCGUUCCCAGGCCUGUCAGCCUCUAAUCCUCCAUUCAGCUGGAAGUGACGCCGGCUUCUUCUCUGGGAGGAUUUAACGGGCGCUGCCGUGAUUUCAGAGUGUAAAUCAACUGAAGAUGAAGGCAGAGGAGUGUGUGUGUGUGUGUGUGUGGUUCAGAGAUAUUAUCUCCAUGAUAUUUUAGUCAUUAGUGAUCCUGAUAGUUCUUAAUAUCUUUAUUUGGUACUCCUUGUUGUCGGGUCAAACUGAAGUUUGUUUUCACCUUUUGGCUGAAAACAAACGCCGUCAGCAGUGAGUUGUUGUUCGCAGUGAGCUAACAGCUCCGAACCCGACGUUAGUCGGGAUGGGAACUGAUCUGAUUUUUAUGAUUCCGAUUCCUUUAUCGAUUCUGCUUAACGAUUCGAUUCUUUAUCGA